UGAACUAAAAUAAACGGUGUCUCUUGACCUCAUCCCUUCAGAGCUGUAGAAAUGGCAAACCCCAGAGUUUUCUUUGACAUCGCGGAUGAUGGGAAACCAGCUGGCAGGAUCGUAAUGGAGCUGCGAGCUGAUGUGGUCCCAAAGACUGCAGAAAAUUUCCGGGCCUUGUGCACCGGUGAGAAAGGGUUUGGUUACAAAAACUCCACCUUCCACCGUAUUAUCCCCAAAUUCAUGUGCCAGGGUGGAGACUUCACCAGACAUAAUGGAACUGGAGGCAAAUCCAUCUAUGGUGAGAAGUUUGCUGAUGAGAACUUUACGCUGAAGCACACAGAACCAGGGAUCCUGUCCAUGGCGAACGCAGGACCAAACACCAACGGCUCCCAGUUCUUCAUCUGCACGGAAAUUACAAGCUGGCUGGACGGGAAGCACGUGGUGUUCGGCAAAGUUGUGGAGGGCAUGAACGUUGUCAGACAGAUGGAAAAGAAAGGCUCAAAGUCUGGCAAGACAACAACCAAGAUUACCAUUGCUGAUUGUGGUCAGCUAUGAGAAGGGCAGCCGUUUGUCCUGCACUCUGUAAGGUCAACCUUGGUGAAAUACCUUCUUCCUGUUUUAUCUCAUUUCUGCUGUGUUCAGAUUUGUGCUGGGACGUCUUGUAGCUUCUGUGAUCUUUCUUUGGAGGACAACACUUAUUAUGAAAAUCAGCAUAAAUUACACUGGUGUUAACAAUAAAAAGGCUUUAAAAUCCA
Molecule: messenger RNA, 746 nt
Organism: Poecilia reticulata (guppy)
Lineage: Eukaryota; Metazoa; Chordata; Actinopteri; Cyprinodontiformes; Poeciliidae
Gene: ppiab
Product: peptidylprolyl isomerase Ab (cyclophilin A)
Biological process (GO): protein peptidyl-prolyl isomerization; protein folding
Cellular component (GO): cytoplasm
Molecular function (GO): peptidyl-prolyl cis-trans isomerase activity; cyclosporin A binding
Source: RefSeq, a predicted model, not a curated record